AUGCUUCACUGGCAAGUUUUCGGAUUCAUCGCCUUCCUGGUUGGCGAGGUGUUCUCCAGAUGCACCGGUGCUCACUGCGAUAAAUUUUCUUGCGUGUCAGAUUUCUAUGUGCACCGCCCACUGGAAGCUUUUCAACGACCUGGUCUAACGUUCAAUUCUCUAUGCUCCUGCGAACAGGACUGGAAUUCAAUGUUCUGUAAUCAAACAGUAACUGAUGUACGAGAAAAUGUUGUUCCUCUCCCAACAGUUUGUGUUUGUCGAAAGUUUAAUGACCAUGGAGCCAAAUGUGAGCAGUUUAUGACGAGAUGCUAUCCAAGGAAAAACAAUGAAUGCUCAUGUUGUUUCAACCAACCAAGCCAAUGGUGUAACCAAGUCAAAUGUAAAAAUCGCGAACCCGAUUUCUCGAGCGCGAAUACGACGUGCGUGUGUCAUCACAACCCGGCGGAUUAUCCAUAUGACAUAUGCAAAAAUUUGUUCCCAAGGGAUAGUAAUUUUGCGAAUCGUCAAGCGAUACUAGAGAAUCGGGAGAGGUCACAAGGCACAGUUGAGUACGUAGAACUUCUCGGCAAAAAAGUGUCCACGUCGGUUGUCAGCUACAUAAUUGUGGGGUUAUUGCUGUCAGUUUCAGUUCUGACUCUUGUAAUGCUUGUCCUUGGUGGAAAACGGCUUCGACAAAAACGAGCAGAACGGCAACGCCAGAUUCGGUUAGCCAGAGAAACGUUGAUUCUCCAGAGGGCAGAUGACGAUAGAUACUUACCGUCUGCUUGA
Messenger RNA from Caenorhabditis remanei, 768 nucleotides. RefSeq lists its product as uncharacterized. The transcript has 5 exons. The record is from RefSeq and is a predicted model, not a curated record. The coding region runs from base 1 to 768 and encodes 255 amino acids. Lineage: Eukaryota; Metazoa; Nematoda; Chromadorea; Rhabditida; Rhabditidae.